Molecule: messenger RNA, 492 nt
Organism: Histoplasma capsulatum G186AR
Lineage: Eukaryota; Fungi; Ascomycota; Eurotiomycetes; Onygenales; Ajellomycetaceae
Exons: 3
Coding region: 1-492 (163 amino acids)
Source: RefSeq, a predicted model, not a curated record
AUGCAGUGCUUUGUCUACCUGAUCGCUAGUGCUUGCAUAAAUGUCAUUCUUUCUGUGACAGCUCUAGAAUCGUCGAAAGAACAUCAGCCUGCGGCACGCGAUUUGCAGCAGCUUGUAAAUAAUCUUCGAACUGAUCCCAAUGGACUAUUCCACAUCGGCAAUGACGGGAUUUUGAGAUCUUAUGAUAAAGACAAUAAUGUUAUUGAUUAUGCGAGACUUGAUUCUGCUGAGCUAAAAUCACUUGCUAAACGCUACUCCAAGGAUGAGGAGAAUCUGAUUGCACUGUGGGAAAAUGCUGAUAGCUCCAUGAUUGACGAGGCACAGAUCUGGUCUCCAGAGCCCUUGAAAAAUUCUAUGUCACUCGGUGCUUCGGCGGUAUCACCAAAUGUGGACCAACUAGCUAAUAUGAUUGCAGUCGACUGGGUUGCUAUAGACAUCCUGACUGUGAAGCUCAAGAUCCACAUUGUCACCAUUGUGUUCAUGAUGGAGUAA